This is a messenger RNA of Cetraspora pellucida, 130 nucleotides long. The record is from the annotation of a GenBank genome assembly. NCBI's taxonomy places the organism in Eukaryota, Fungi, Glomeromycota, Glomeromycetes, Diversisporales, Gigasporaceae.
UAUUCAUGAAGAAGAAGUUUCAAUUAAUUUAAAUAAUCAAAUAGUCAAUUUUGUGAAUAAUAAAGAACAAAAUAAAAGUACUGAAAUUAGUAUUUCUAUAGCAAUAACUGAGGCUUCUUGUAAAAUGUAA